AUGGGUCCGCCUGUCACUCGUUCGCGCACUCUGUCUUCUGAUGCUAGGGCUGUUGCCCGAUGUCGAGUUCAGAUUCUAGGGCUGUUGCCCCGAUUUCGAGUUCAGAUGCUAGGGCUGGUGCUAGGGCUACAUAGAUCAGUUUUCAUGACGAGCGCCACUGAGCGGCUCGUUCGCAAUUUGCAGGAACUCAACGAUGACGACAACGUACAUGGGAGAGAUGCGAAGACACUGCGGGAUUCUACUGCCUUUGCAAUUACGGAAGUAUGGAACGAAGCCACGUCAGCAACCAGUUCGGUAACAAAGAAAGUGGACGAAGGUGCUUCUACCUUGCUUCAUAAUAUAGAGUAA
Messenger RNA from Necator americanus (New World hookworm), 348 nucleotides. RefSeq lists its product as uncharacterized. Bases 1 to 348 code for a protein of 115 amino acids. The transcript has a single exon. Lineage: Eukaryota; Metazoa; Nematoda; Chromadorea; Rhabditida; Ancylostomatidae. The record is from RefSeq and is a predicted model, not a curated record.